UUUACACUUUAUUAUUCGUAAAUUAUUCAAUGAAUUCAACAACUGUAUUUUUUUUAGUAAACAUCUUUGGAGCUCAUAAACUUUUUAAUGUACUGUUUAAUAAGACACUAUUUAGUACUUCAACAGAUUUCGUGGUUUUUAAAACGAGCGGUUUUAUUGAGCUUUUAAUAAUCGUUUGAACGUCUUUGUUUCUCUUAUUUGAGGAUUUUUAUUGUGAAGACUCCAAAGACGACGACUUGGGCGAACUUUCACAAGUCACAUAACUCCAUUCAUUCAAUCAAGAAACGAGGAAAACUCCAUACAUUAUAGAUUUGCACUUUAGUUUGUCAACAUGGAUGAAGAAUUACAAGCUAUCCGUCAAGCUCGACUUGCUCAAUUAAAGGGUCAACACCAAGCAUCUCAACCACAAAAUGCUCCUGCAAGUGAAGGUCAGCAAAAAGAAGCCCAAGACGAGCUUCGUCAAAACAUGCUCAGCCAAAUUUUGGAACACUCUGCCCGAGAUAGACUCCGUCGUAUCGCUCUUGUGAAGCCAGAUCGCGCUCAAGCUGUUGAAGAAUUAUUGAUUCGAAUGGCUAGAAGUGGUCAAGUUUUACAAAAGAUUUCUGAAUCUGAAUUAAUUGAGCUUUUGGAACAGAUCUCCGGCCAGUUAUCAAAACAAAAAGAAACAAAGAUUGUCUAUAGUCGCCGUGCCGUUGAUGACGAAGAUGACUGGGAUUUAUAAGUUGAGUAAGAGGAAAGAAAAGGGAAGGGAAGCAAUAACUUCUGUAACCACCAUGUUUAGAGCCAGAGCAUUAUAUUUCUUGUUUUUUGUAAUUAAAGCUACUUAAUGCUUAUUCAGGAAGUUAGAAAAUAAUAUACAAGUUCGAAAAGGAAUA
Messenger RNA from Schizosaccharomyces octosporus yFS286, 875 nucleotides. RefSeq names its product DNA-binding TFAR19-like protein. The transcript has 5 exons. NCBI's taxonomy places the organism in Eukaryota, Fungi, Ascomycota, Schizosaccharomycetes, Schizosaccharomycetales, Schizosaccharomycetaceae. The coding region runs from base 332 to 721 and encodes 129 amino acids. The record is from RefSeq and is a predicted model, not a curated record. Gene Ontology annotation, molecular function: DNA binding. Gene Ontology annotation, cellular component: cytosol; nucleus.